Oryza sativa Japonica Group (Japanese rice) is the source of this 2030-nucleotide messenger RNA. RefSeq names its product transcription factor ICE1. Gene Ontology annotation, molecular function: sequence-specific DNA binding; DNA-binding transcription factor activity; protein dimerization activity. Gene Ontology annotation, cellular component: nucleus. Lineage: Eukaryota; Viridiplantae; Streptophyta; Magnoliopsida; Poales; Poaceae. Gene Ontology annotation, biological process: regulation of DNA-templated transcription. The record is from RefSeq and is a predicted model, not a curated record.
CCAGCCAGCAGUAGAGUGCUCUCCCCUCCAUACAAAUACCGCCAUAGCCAGCGAGCUCUCUGCACCUCUGCAUCUCUGCCAUCUCCUUCCCCACCCCACCGCCAUUGCCGCCGCGGCGAUGCUGCCGCGGUUUCACGGCGCCAUGUGGAUGCAGGACGACGGCGGCGGCGACCAAGAACACGGGCAGGCGGCGCCGCCUGGGCAGGAGCAGCACCACCACGACCAGCAUCUCAUGGCGUUGGCGGCCGCGGCCGCGGGCGGCGCCGGGUUCGGCGCGGCGCAGGCGCCGGCGCCGCUGCUCGAUGAGGACUGGUACUUCGACGCGGCGGGUGGUGGUGGUGGUGGCGCGCAUGGGUCCAUGAUGCUGGGUUUGUCGUCCGUCCAUGGCGGGAUUGGGGCGGGGACGUCUGGUGGUGGGCAUGGGCAGCAGUUCUCGCUGCUCAACAUGGGCGCCGCGGCCGCGCCGUUCGACGUCUCCGGGUUCGACCUCGGGAUCGCCUGCGGCGGCGUUGGCGGCGGCGGCGACGUGGUGUCGUUUCUUGGCGGCGGGAACGCGUCGAACACCGCGCUGCUCCCCGUCGGGAACGCGGGGUUCCUCGGCACGUUCGGCGGGUUCGGCACCGCGGCGUCCCAAAUGCCGGAGUUCGGCGGGCUCGCCGGGUUCGACAUGUUCGACGCGGGCGCCGUGAACACCGGGGGCAGCUCCUCCUCCUCGUCGGCGGCGGCGGCGGCGGCGUCCGCCUCGGCGCACGUGAGCAACACCGCGCCGUUCUCCGGGCGCGGCAAGGCGGCGGUGCUGCGGCCGCUGGAUAUCGUCCCGCCCGUGGGCGCGCAGCCGACGCUGUUCCAGAAGCGCGCGCUCCGCCGCAACGCCGGCGAGGACGACGACGACAAGAAGCGCAAGGCCGCCGCGGGCGCGGGCGCGGGCGCGCUGUCCGCCGACGGCGCCGACAUGGUGCUCGACGACGGCGACGACGACGGCCUCAGCAUCGACGCGUCGGGCGGCCUCAACUACGACUCCGAGGACGCCAGGGGCGGCGAGGACAGCGGCGCCAAGAAGGAGUCGAACGCCAACAGCACGGUCACCGGCGACGGGAAGGGGAAGAAGAAGGGGAUGCCGGCCAAGAACCUCAUGGCGGAGCGCCGCCGCCGGAAGAAGCUCAACGACCGCCUCUACAUGCUCCGCUCCGUCGUGCCCAAGAUCAGCAAGAUGGACAGGGCUUCCAUUCUCGGCGACGCGAUUGAGUACCUGAAGGAGCUGCUGCAGAAGAUCAAUGAUCUUCAGAAUGAGCUCGAGUCGUCCCCCGCGACGUCGUCAUUGCCUCCAACACCCACAAGCUUCCAUCCCCUGACACCGACGCUGCCCACAUUGCCGUCCCGCAUCAAGGAAGAGAUCUGCCCAAGUGCAUUGCCAAGCCCCACUGGACAACAGCCAAGGGUUGAGGUUAGGCUGAGGGAAGGCCGGGCUGUCAAUAUCCACAUGUUCUGUGCUCGGAGGCCCGGUCUACUGCUCUCUGCCAUGAGGGCCGUCGAAGGCCUUGGUCUCGAUGUCCAGCAAGCUGUAAUCAGUUGCUUCAAUGGCUUUACGUUGGAUAUUUUUAAGGCUGAGCAAUGCAAGGACGGCCCUGGGCUGUUGCCUGAAGAAAUCAAGGCCGUUCUGAUGCAAUCCGCCGGGUUCCAUACCAUGAUCUAGGACAGGAGAGCUCAAUCAAACUCCAAAGGACAGAGUAGCUCAGGAAUUGACAAAGUACCGGUGUUUCCUGGUCAUGUGGCAUUUUCGACAGAAGGAAGUUCCUCUUUUUAGUAGUUUUAGACCUGCUCAGGGCUUGCUGAACCAGUUUAUCUUCUAGUAUUUAGAGUCCCCAAAAAAAAUAAUGUCAGUAGUCUCUUGGUGCUUUAACAUUGUGUUUUGAAACCUUCUGCCUGUUUUUUUUACUUCCCGGUACAUGUUUUCGUCUUGUGUAAGUCUGAAGAUGAAUUCCUAUCAAUUAACAGGCAAAGAAACAGGAUCAUUCCAAGAACAGCUCAAA